Messenger RNA from Phyllostomus hastatus (greater spear-nosed bat), 4136 nucleotides. RefSeq names its product zinc finger RNA binding protein 2 (gene ZFR2). The transcript is spliced from 19 exons. NCBI's taxonomy places the organism in Eukaryota, Metazoa, Chordata, Mammalia, Chiroptera, Phyllostomidae. Gene Ontology annotation, molecular function: zinc ion binding; single-stranded RNA binding; double-stranded RNA binding. Bases 46 to 3126 code for a protein of 1026 amino acids. The record is from RefSeq and is a predicted model, not a curated record. Gene Ontology annotation, cellular component: precatalytic spliceosome.
UCUCACCUCCACCUGGAUGGGCUGGCGCUCUGUGGAGGCGCGAGGAUGGCGGCGGGAGGCUCUUACGGCUUCGCUCAGGGCGCUGGCCCACAGUACAGCGCUCAGCCUCCCACGGCUCUCCCCCUCCCUGCCUCUGGAGCCAGCUUCACCACCCACCCCACGCCUGGAAUGGACCCUGCCGGGACCCUGCCAUUUGCUCCCGAGGCCACCUGGCCACCCAGGUCUGGCAGCCCAGCAGGAUAUGGCAGGUACCAGCCCCACGCCAUCCAGGACUUUGAUUACAGUAGCAGACUCACGGAGCCCACCCUCACCCCCACCGCUGCUUCCUCCUACCAGGACAGUUAUGGCUAUGAACCACUGACAGCCGUCAGCAGCUCUGAGAACAAAGAGCAUCACCCGCUUGCUGUGGGCCAGUCUCAGCUCCCCGCCAGGGCGGUGCUCUGCCAGCCAGAGGCCAAAGGAGCUUACUGUCAGCCCAGCAGUGGGUGCAGCCAAGCGCAGCCCCUACAACAGGCACUCACUAAGGCGGCACAGCCAGCCAGCGUCCUGUCCUCCAGUUACACCUACUCCCCAGCAUCCAGUGUCCAGCAGCCCUCAGUCUUCAUGUCCACCCUGCCUUCCUGCACCUCAUCCUCCUCCUACAGCUUCACCUCCACCCCAUACACAGGACCAAGCUAUCCGAGCUGUUACAUGUCGGUGUACCCAGCAGCCGGUCCUUACUAUCCUCCACUGCUCCCCCCACAGUUGCAGCCUCCACCCCCUCCACCUCCACCCCCAAAGCCUGAGGACUUGUCCCCCUGGGGUGCCCCAGGGAACAGCUCUAGUGUCAGUUCUGCUGGCAGCUUCACCAAGAAGGCACUGGUUCCCACCGGGCUGCCGAAACCCAAGGAUGGGCCCAGGCAGUCCCCACUUCACUACUGUGACCUCUGCAAGAUCAGCUGUGCUGGUGCCCAGCAGACCUACCGCGAGCACCUGGAAGGGCAAAAGCACAAAAAGAAGGAGGCAGCAGAGAAGACGGGCAUCCAGCCCAACGGCAGCCCUUGUGGGGUGCGGGCGCAGCUGCACUGUGGCCUUUGUGACGUGUCCUGCACCGGGGCAGAAGCCUAUGCCGCCCACAUCCGGGGGGCUAAACACCAGAAGGUCUUCAAGCUGUAUACCAAAUUGGGGAAGCCCAUCCCCACCAUAGAACCUGUGCCAGGGAACUCCAGCUCAGCCCAGACCACCUGCACCAGCAAGCCGGCCCCCCUCACCACUGAGAGUCCCCCUGUGACCUCAACCAAGCCUGUGGAACCCCCUGGCUCCAGCAUGCACACCCCUGGCGGACUAGAGCUGCCCAAGAAGCCAGUGGUCUCAAAGGCCUCGUGCACGGUUCUUCCAGGGCCUCCGGAGCUGAAGGCAGCAGGCUGCAGACCCCCAGAGGGCAAACUGGCACACCUGAAGUCAAAGAGGUUGGGACAACCGCCCACCCAAGCAGACUCUGUGGAAGCUUCUGGAAGAUGCUGUGACUCGCAGCCAGUGGGCCCAGGCUACGUGGAAGAGGUAUGCAACAGCGAAGGCAAAGUGAUCCGGUUCUACUGCAAGCUGUGUGAGUGCAGCUUCAACGACACCAACGCCAGGGACAUGCACGUCAGAGGGCGGCGGCAUCGGCUGCAGUACAAGAGAAAAGUCGAUCCUGACCUUCCGAUCCCCAUCAAGCUCAGUAACAGAGUCUGGAGGCUUCUGGAGGAGAGGAAGAGGAAGCAGAAGCAGCUGACCAGGAAGCGGCUGGAGGCACUGCGGCGCUGGCAUGCAGAGAUGAGGCGCUACGACCUGUGCAGGAGGCAGCCGGAGGAGAAGACACAGGCCCAGGAUGAGCACCUGGGACACUCCCCAUCAGACCAGUGCUCUCCUCCCCUCGGGAGCAGGCCAGGGGCACCUGCUGCCACACCGCUGCCCACACAGCGGCCAGAAUCCAGUGACGACCGCCACGUCUUGUGUAAGCACGCCACCAUCUACCCCACAGAGGAGGAGCUCCUGGCUGUCCAGAAGGCUGUGUUCCACUCAGAGUGCGCCCUCAAGCUGGUGUCCGACACACUGGCGGAGGACAAGUCCAGAAGCCCAGAGCAGGAGGCUGGUGAGCACAGCGGUGCCAGCCCCUCUGCUCGGGUCCUGAAAGGCGUGGUGCGGGUCGGCCUCCUAGGGAAAGGCCUCCUCCUUCAGGGAGACAGAAACGUGCAGCUGAUCCUGCUCUGCUCCCAGAAGCCCACCCGUGCCCUGCUGCAGAGGGUCACCGAGCAGCUGCCCCAGCGACUCCUGAUGGUGACAGAGGACAAGUACGAGGUCUCCUCUGACCCGGAAGCCAACAUCAUCAUCUCAUCUUGUGCGGAGCCCAGAAUACGGGUCACUGUGUCUGUCACCUCGACCCUAAUGCGGGAGGACCCCUCCACAGACAGAGAAGGAAUGGAAGUACCCAAUCCAGGAGAUGUCUUGAACCCAGAAAAGUGUCUCCAGUCACUGGCCGCCCUCCGCCACGCCAAGUGGUUCCAGGCACGAGCCAGCGGCCUACAGCCCUGUGUCAUUGUCAUCAGGGUUUUUCGAGACCUCUGCCAGCGUGUGGCCCCCUGGGGAGCUCUGCCAGCCUGGCGUCUCCCUUUCCGCCCCUGCCCGGCCCAGGCCAUGGAGCUGCUGGUGGAGAAGGCUGUGAGCAGCGCCAAGGGGCCCCUGAGCCCGGGGGACGCCGUGCGGCGGGUCCUGGAGUGUGUGGCCUCUGGGAUGCUCCUGACAGAUGGGCCUGGGCUCCAGGAUCCCUGUGAGAGAGACCAGACGGAUGUGCUCGGGCCCAUGACCCCCCAGGAGCGGGAAGACAUCACAGCCAGAGCCCAGCAUGCCCUGCGCAUGUUGGCGUUUAGGCAGAUCCACAAGAUCCUGGGCAUGGACCCCCUGCCACCGCCCAGAAGCAGGCCAGGGCUGCGCUUCAGGAAGAGGGCGCAGGAGGCGGACGAGGCCGAGGAGGGCCCAAGGAAGCAGGCCAGCCCGGCGGAGAGGGGCCUUGUGAGUGGCCUCGCUCCCCCCCCAACGGGACCUGAGCUGCAACUGAGUGGACACUGUAUCCCCGAUGUUGGACGCUUGUGCUCUCCUUCCCAGUGAAGUCUCACGGGUUCCUCUGAAAACGCCUGUGCUCUGACCAGCAGUGAGAUGGCAGCACGCAGGGACGAAAACCUCCAGGUGGGGCAGCCACUGCAGGUGUCCCUAGUGCUGCGUGGAAGGUGUCGAAGCUCUAGCACAGUGACUUUGAGCCCUGGCUUUUUUGCUAACUUUAAACUCACCUGGGGCUACUACAGGUAUGGGUUUAUAAAUUGCUUCCUGUGGCUGCCCCAGACGUACGUGGACUUAACAUCACCAGGGCAUACCCAUCCGGGACCCGCCAUCCUGAAGGCUAGCCCCGGGAGGCAGGCUAGGGAGAGUUGAGGGUGGGGGCCAAUCCCUAGGGUGCACCUGGGCCCAGCCUGCUGCAAACACACCACCCCUCCCACUCACCAGCCCAGAAGUGGCCCCUCAUCCCCGGGUCUGCUGGGCCUCAGCUGGGCUCCUCUCCCAUCCCCGCUGUGGGGAGGGCGGCAGGGCUGAGUGCACCUCGGUCCCCCUCCCUGGAGCAGGUGCGACCUGAAUCUGCCCUGACUUCAAGACUCCCACCCCACCCCAACCACUGAGUGCCUUCUGCUUACAGGGGAGUUGCUCUGUAAUGUCUUAUCUGGGGCUGGGCUUUGCCCAGUGUCUUCUGUCCUCCCUGCGUAGGCCCAGCCUUUGUGGGUCCAGGACUCGCUUCUUAGGAGCAGGUCUGGGGGCUGUACCUAGUGCAAGGCACAGGGUUGGGCACCUCCUGGUGGACACGGCCCUGGCACUGGCGGGCAUGGGCAUGCCCCCUGCGCAGCCCCUGUCCUGCUGUGUCCAAACCUCCCUUUUUGGUGACCAGUUUUCUUGGCUAGCAUUAAAGGAGAAAAGCUCACCUUUUGCCAGCUCGAUCUACAAUCACUCGAUUCCUUUGAUUUUGCGUCUGUGUUUAAGGGAUGGCCUCUGUGCAGCUUCACAUCUGGUGUCUGUGUAGAGCUACCUGGAAACUUGGAGGGCAGGGGAAUAAAUGCUUUUUUUCAUGUGGA